Molecule: messenger RNA, 369 nt
Organism: Rhodofomes roseus
Lineage: Eukaryota; Fungi; Basidiomycota; Agaricomycetes; Polyporales; Fomitopsidaceae
Exons: 3
Coding region: 1-369 (122 amino acids)
Source: RefSeq, a predicted model, not a curated record
AUGAAGUUCUCGAGCACCAUCACCUCCGGCGUCGCCAUUGCCAUGGCUCUCCUGGCCCCCGUCAAGGCGGAUUUCUACGCCAACUUCUUCGAUGACACCGCCUGCUCUGUGAACGGCGGCGAAGGCGUCGACAUCCGCAACACUGGUUGCCUGGGUGAGGCUGGCCGUGGGUCCGUCUACAUCCCCAACGACGGUCUCGGCACCACCGGCGACAACCAGUACUGUCUCGUCAUCACGUCCGGCGAUGGCUCUUGCACAUGCCAGAACGUCGGCUACGACUUCACCGCUACCGGGUUCUGCAAGACGCUCAACCCGAGCGACCAGAGCUACCGUUUCGUCGGUGGUGCCUGCGGGCAUGACAACUGCUAA